AUGGAACACCUCUCCAACGAAUAUUCGGACUCGGAUAUCAGGUACAGUUUCUUGAGCACAUUGGAUCAUUUACCAUGUGAACUAAUAAGAUCUCUACGAUUGAUGCAGACAAUCGACUUAUUCAAGAACGAAGAAGACGAACGUGAUUUGGAAAAGGCCUCUAGGGAUAUGUUGCUAGUAGCCACUUAUAUGAACGAUUUGGUCGAUGAUCAGAUUUAUUUCUUGACGCAGCAUAGGAAAGAACUGGAGAUGCAGAAGUCAGUGAUAAAAACUUUCAACUCUUCGGUAGAUAAUAUCAAGUCGAAGCUGAUGCUAGAAGAACCGGGAGUUUACAAGGGACCAAAACUACUAUUAAAGAUCAACUUAAAAAAGGCUAAAUCGAGAGAAAGGAAAGAGAGCAUAACUAGCCCCAAAAUUGGGACUACCCAGAGUGGCAGAACAGAGUUUAAUAAUCAAGAAGAGAUUUAUUGUUUUUGCAGGAAUGUAUCUUAUGGGCCUAUGGUGGCUUGCGAUAAUCCAAGCUGUCCCUUCGAGUGGUUCCAUUAUGGUUGUGUAAACCUGAAACAAGUUCCCAAGGGCAAAUGGUAUUGUAGCGAAGAUUGUAAGGAAAUAGCGAAGCAGAGAUCCAGAUUGAAACGGCAAAAGAGAAGAAAGUAA
Molecule: messenger RNA, 657 nt
Organism: Saccharomyces paradoxus
Lineage: Eukaryota; Fungi; Ascomycota; Saccharomycetes; Saccharomycetales; Saccharomycetaceae
Gene: YNG1
Product: Yng1p
Exons: 1
Coding region: 1-657 (218 amino acids)
Biological process (GO): regulation of DNA-templated transcription
Cellular component (GO): Rpd3L-Expanded complex; Rpd3L complex; nucleus
Source: RefSeq, a predicted model, not a curated record